AUGGCACCUUCGGUUUUCGAACCCACGGACGUUUAUAUUACUGAAAAGUACCAUCACGAGAGUAAAGGUAGUUAUAAUUCUACCAAUCAUGGCGGGCCCGAAUUGUCACAUGCCCGUGAAGCGUCCAAAGAAUUGAUCUUGGACAUCCUGCAAAAGAAAGCUGCCAGCAUCGAUGUGCAGAAUUGCUGCCCCGGCGAGGAGGAUCCAUUCUAUGUGGCGGAUCUAGGAGAAGUUUAUCGCCAGCACAUUCGCUGGAAGAUGAACCUAGGACGCGUCAAGCCCUUCUACGCCGUUAAAUGUAACCCCGACCCACAGGUCCUUCGUCUCAUGGCUCACCUUGGAAAUGGCUUUGACUGUGCUUCAAAGGCGGAAAUCGACUAUGUCCUCGCUGCCGGCGUCGACCCUAGCCGCAUUAUAUAUGCCCAUCCGUGCAAGACAAAGUCCUACCUUCGCUAUGCGGCACAACAAGGCGUCAAGCAGAUGACCUUUGACAACGCUGAUGAGCUGUACAAGAUUAAGACCAUGUGUCCCGAUGCGGAGCUCUUUUUGCGAAUCCUAACCGACGACUCCGCUAGCUUGUGUCGUCUAAGCAUGAAAUUCGGCGCUUCGCUCACUGUGACCCGUUCUCUACUUGAACUGGCCAAGGACUUGGGUCUAAACGUUGUUGGAGUGAGCUUCCAUGUCGGUUCCGGGGCGGAAGACCCAACAGCAUUCGUCAAGGCCGUUGAAGAUGCCCGCUUCGUGUUUGAUCAAGCCAGUGACAUCGGUCACGAUCUCAAAGUUCUCGAUGUCGGCGGUGGCUUUUGCGACGAAACUUUUGAGCGGUUUGCAGCGGCGCUCAGCGAUGCUUUGGAUACGUAUUUCCCGCCCCAUAUUCGCGUCAUCGCAGAGCCCGGCCGUUACUAUGUUGCAUCUGCCUUCACCCUCGCCGCCAACGUCAUUGCUCGCCGCGAUGUCAGCCCUGCAGCCUCUGACUCGGACUCUGCCAGUGGUCCCGCGGAGAUGUAUAUGAUCUAUCUCAACGAUGGAGUCUACGGAAACUUCUCCAACAUUGUUUUCGAUCAUCAGCAUCCGGUGGCCCAGAUUCUAACCAAGGAUGACAUGGCUUCUACCCACCCUGUGGAGUAUUCCAUCUGGGGUCCUACCUGCGAUGGCAUCGACGUUAUCAGCAAACGCGUUACACUUAACGGAGUAUUGGGUGUGGGCAACUGGUUGUACUUUGAGAAUAUGGGCGCUUAUACCCAAUGCAGUGCAACUCGUUUCAAUGGCUUCACCGACAAGCAUGACAUCAUCUACAUUUCUACAGAACCCAGCGCCGCUGCGCUUAUGGGAUAUUAG
This is a messenger RNA of Coccidioides posadasii C735 delta SOWgp, 1338 nucleotides long. RefSeq names its product Ornithine decarboxylase (gene SPE1). Gene Ontology annotation, molecular function: ornithine decarboxylase activity. Gene Ontology annotation, cellular component: cytoplasm. The record is from RefSeq and is a predicted model, not a curated record. NCBI's taxonomy places the organism in Eukaryota, Fungi, Ascomycota, Eurotiomycetes, Onygenales, Onygenaceae.